AUGGAGAACUCAUCAAAGAAAAAUAGGUUAUUGCGGUACGCGUUUGUGUAAAGAAAAAACAGAAAUUAUUGGAUUGGAGGACUUUUCUCUUUUGUCUAUUAUGCCAGCCAGGUUUAGAAUGAUCUCCCUUGGCACUAAGAGCUCUUUUACAGACUAUAAUGAGUCAGGCCUCUCAACAGUAUACUCUGCUCUUAUGGAAUUCAAUCACUAGUAGUAAUACACUCAUUAGACAUUGCCAGGCAUGAAAGGAGCUCAUAAAAUCUAAUCCACACCUAUUUUUUUUAAGAUUACAUUUUUGCUAAACUUAUCUAAUGCAGCUUGUAAUAUUCUUUACUGGUUUUCCGCGCAAUGUGUCUUGUUUUCAUUCAGGGGAAGUUCUCCUCCAAACAGCUGGGUGACAUUACUGGCAUCUGCCUGAGCCACACCGCCAAGGAUGGGAAGGAGGUGAGAGGAGAGACAUUCUGGCAGAUGGAGGAGGUCGUCUUCAUAGAGAAAGAGCUAAACAACAGGUGA
Messenger RNA from Coregonus sp. 'balchen', 513 nucleotides. The record is from the annotation of a GenBank genome assembly. Lineage: Eukaryota; Metazoa; Chordata; Actinopteri; Salmoniformes; Salmonidae.